AUGGCACCUCUCAUCCAGACGUUGGUGAGCGGCCUUGCGCUGGCAACCUCAGUUGUUGCACGCCCGGAGAGGGACAGUCUGGUCGAAUCUCAGAUCCUGACCAACCCUUACCAAUAUGAUUUCCCUCGCCUAGGAGCCUCAGGGGCCAAGCAAUUCCCCAUGCGCCGUUGCCACGGCUUCAAGCUGGAGGAAGCCACUGUUGAUCAGAUUCAGGAGCGCCUAGAGAAUGGCACUUUCACCAGUGUUGAGCUGCUGGAAUGCUACCUCGACCGCGUGCACCAGACGCAGCCUUACCUGAAUGCCAUCUUACAGCUCAACCCGGAUGCCUUCUCCAUCGCUCAGAAGCUGGAUGCUGAGCGCGCCAAGGGUAAGGUCCGUGGCCCCCUUCACGGAAUUCCCUUUAUUGUCAAGGACAAUAUCGCCAGUAAGGACCGUAUGGAGACCACAGCCGGCUCUUGGGCUCUGCUCGGUAGCGUUGUGCCUCGUGAUUCUUAUGUUGUCCACGGCCUUCGCAAGGCCGGUGCUCUGCUUUUGGGUAAGGGUGCUCUUUCCGAGUGGGCUGACAUGCGCUCCAACAACUACUCCGAAGGCUUCACUGCCCGUGGAGGUCAAUGUCGCAGUGCUUACAACUUCACCGUCAACCCCGGUGGUAGUAGCACUGGCCCCGGUGUUGCUGUUGGUGCCAACCUGGUCCCCAUUGCCCUUGGAACCGAGACCGAUGGCAGUGUCAUCAACCCAUCUCAAAGGAAUGCCCUUGUUGGCAUCAAGCCCACUGUCGGACUGACUUCCCGUGCUGGUGUCAUUCCCGAGUCUUUGCACCAAGACACAGUCGGUACAUUCGCGAGGAAUGUGCGUGAUGCUGUCUACACCCUCGACGCGAUCUACGGUGUUGAUCCCCGUGACAACUACACCCUUGCCCAGGAGGGUCUUACCCCCAAGGGAGGUUACACUCAGUUCCUGAGCCGCAAGGAUGCCCUCAAGGGCGCCGUUUUCGGUCUGCCUUGGGAGUCCUUUUGGGCCCUCAACAGUGCUGAACAGAAUGCUCAGCUUUUGGAGCUCAUCGAACUGAUCAAGUCUGCUGGCGCCACCAUCAUCAACGGCACCGAGCUGCCUCACUACAAGCAAAUUGUCUCUCCCGACGGCUGGAACUGGGACUACGGCUCCACUCGCGGCUUUGCCAACGAGUCCGAGUACUCCUACAUUAAGGUCGACUUUUACAACAACCUGCGCGACUACCUGUCCGAGGUCAACAACACCAACAUCCGCACCGUCGAGGACCUCGUCCAGUACAAUACCGACAACUACGGCUCCGAGGGUGGCUUGCCCGGUAUUCACCCCGCCUUCGGAUCCGGCCAAGACGGUCUCAUCGCCUCCAUGGAGAGCAAGGGAAUUAUGAACGAGACUUACUUCCAGGCUCUGGAGUUCUGCCAGCGCACUACUCGUGAGGAGGGUAUCGAUGCUGCUCUUAACUACAACGGCACCAAGCUCGACGGUCUUCUCGUUCCCCCUGAUGUGGCCCAAAGCAUCCAGAUCGCCGCCCAGGCCGGUUACCCCGUCAUCACCGUGCCUGCCGGCACCAGCAGCGAGUCCGGAAUGCCCUUCGGUCUCGCCCUCAUGAACACCGCCUUCUCUGAGCCUACUCUGAUCAAGUAUGCCAGUGCCAUUGAGGACCUCAAGAACCACUCUGGUCCCAAGUGGAAGCGCGCCCUCCCCGAGUGGAGAGGCUACCUCGAACGCAACUUGCCUGUCAUCAUGUAA
Messenger RNA from Penicillium brevicompactum, 1758 nucleotides. RefSeq names its product putative amidase. The transcript is spliced from 2 exons. Bases 1 to 1758 code for a protein of 585 amino acids. Lineage: Eukaryota; Fungi; Ascomycota; Eurotiomycetes; Eurotiales; Aspergillaceae. The record is from RefSeq and is a predicted model, not a curated record.